Messenger RNA from Cylindrotheca closterium, 1047 nucleotides. Lineage: Eukaryota; Bacillariophyta; Bacillariophyceae; Bacillariales; Bacillariaceae. The record is from the annotation of a GenBank genome assembly.
AUGACAUCCAAAAAGGUCAAACCACUAGCCUCUCUCUUCCAACAAUGGUCGUCGCAGCAACAGCGAGAAUCGUCAUCGGCUCAAGAAAACGUUCCCCAAUCAUCGUAUCGCAUUCUGAUACAGUCCACGCACGGGUUGGCGACUCGAAUUCAAGCCGCUGAAGCAGUGGAGAAUCCUCAAGUGUACCAAAGAGCUGGUGUUCCAACGCCUGCUGAAACAGCAAUAAGGGACAGCCAGGGAGGAUACGCAUGGCUGGAACAUUUGGUUGAGCUGGCACAAAAGCACAAUCAUCUAAUCUGGGUGGCUACCAAGAGUCAACCGUCUCCCAUUACAAACAAGUUAAUUUCUCUUUCCAACGACGAGAACGCUAACGUAACAGUGGUAAACGUAGCUGUGGAUCCUUGGGGAUGGGACGACGAGUUCAAAAAGGGCUCUCCCUCCUUGCACAAUCUGCACCAAUUGUACGAUCAAUUGAGCAAUGUGAUGCAACAACAAGAGUCCAGUGCUGUAUUGGCAUGGGAAUCACUGACACCACUGAUUGCUGUUCAUGGAUUCGAAAUGGCUCGUCAGUUUUUGACGAGUUUUGAGAGUUGCAUGCAAAUUUGGCCGAUUCGAAUCGAACUCUUGACUCCUUUUCAACACUCUACUCUGGAGGAUGACGCUCAAGCUCUAUUGCAUCUCAAAGGAGGCGAAAUGACCAUGAUUCGACAAGGACUGAGAGAACGAGGCAAUAUUCUACGAAAGAUGCUUCCGUUCCGAUUGGACGGUGGUAAACUGGUGGAGCUAGAAGCUGGGGAUUCGUCACCGGAACCUGAUGAAGAAGUGAUGGAUAAGACUUCUGCCGCUGAAAAGACCUCAUCGUCAUCAGCUCCAGUACCCGUAGCUGAUACAUCCUCACGAAAGAUCCAACUGAAAAUGGAGGAGGAUGAUGAACCGAAAAAGGAGGAAUCAAGUCAACCCAAUCGGCCACGAAUCUACCUUCAGGAUGACGAUCCAGAAUUUGAUGAUAUGGAUGAAGAAGAUCCCGAUGAUGAUUUAGAUAUCUAG